AUGCCGAUCUAUUACAAGAAAGUUACAUCAAAUGACGUGAAUCUCAUCGAAAAGGGCAACAAAUCGUUUACGUUUGGUAUCAAACGCAAGAUCACCAACAAUAGGUCCAACGGUUCUAGCGAUGGACUUGAACUCAAUCGCAUCUAUACGCCAACCACCAGAUCAGCUGACAAUAGAUCGCAAUCACAGUCGCUAAUCGGCGAACAAACCACUGGCAGAAGUCAAAGUUUUUCCAUUGAAUCCAGUCGUCUGAAGUUCAAAGACUUGGAUGAUGACUACGAUGAAAGGAUUAUCACUAAAUAUGGAUCACUGGUUGUAACCAAAUUGGACGCCAUCAGCAAUGGCAGCUCCAGUAGCAGCAGCAGCACUGGUACCGCCAAUAAUAAGCCAGUGAUCCUAACCUAUCAUGACAUCGGACUGAAUAGUUCGUCAAAUUUUGAAUCAUUUUUUAGUCUAUCGGAAAAUCGGUUACUAUUGGAAAGUUUCCGAGUCUAUCAUAUAACAGCUCCGGGACAGGAGUUCAAUGCCGACGACUUGCCCUACAAUUACGUCUAUCCGACAAUGGAUCAGUUGGCCGAACAAAUACACGAUGUAUGCAAACAUUAUGCCAUCCAGUCGUUCAUCGGUUUUGGUUACGGUGCCGGCGCUAACGUAUUGAGUCGGUUUGCGCUUAACUGUCCCGAUAUGGUCGAGGGAUUGUUUCUCAUUCAUCCAUCAGCAACGGCCAGCACAUGGACUGAAUGGAUAUACCAGAAACUGAAUGUCCGACAAUUGCUUAACGGCGGCCAACAAAUAGUCAACGAUAGCUGUUUGCCUCAAUCGGUUCAAAACUAUCUGAUGUGGCAUUUGUUUGGCGACACCGAGUUUCCCGAUCGGGUUACCGACGAUGAGGCGGUUGAUAUGUAUCGCCGAUACUUUGGCGGCCAAUUCAUUAACAAACGAAAUCUCGGUCUGUUUAUCGACGCGUAUAUCGGACGGUCAGCGUUGGACAUCACGCGCGACGAUAAACAACGCAACUUUCGGUGCAGUGUUGCCGUGAUAUGUGGCCAGAAUUCGGCACAUGUGGACGAAUCGGUCAAAAUGAACAGCCGAUUGUUGCCGAGCGACUCGACAUGGAUUAAGUUGUCGGAUGCGUCGAUGGUCUUAGAAGAACAGCCGCACAAAGUGGCCGAAACUUUUCGGCUGUUUCUCCAAGGAUUGGGCUAUACGUUGAAAGCCUAUCGGAAAAAGAGGGCUCUAAUGAUGGGAAUGUCGAUGCCAUGUCUGGCCAGCUCUCGGCUUAGCUUAUAUGGUGGUAGCGCUGGCGGCCCGUCAACUGGUGGUCACAGUUCGGCCGCGUUUCCCGUGAUUCAUGAGAUUUAGACAUUAAUUUCGAUUUUAUUAAUUGUUAUACAAUUUUAAUACACUUAAUAAUUAUUAGAGCAAAUAAUAAGUUAUUUUUGUUAUUGUUUUGACAAUCUAU
This is a messenger RNA of Oppia nitens, 1462 nucleotides long. RefSeq names its product protein NDRG3-like. Lineage: Eukaryota; Metazoa; Arthropoda; Arachnida; Sarcoptiformes; Oppiidae. Gene Ontology annotation, cellular component: cytoplasm. The transcript has a single exon. The coding region runs from base 1 to 1362 and encodes 453 amino acids. Gene Ontology annotation, biological process: signal transduction. The record is from RefSeq and is a predicted model, not a curated record.